UCUUCCGCAGUUCAAAAGCAAACAAAAUGGUGUUCUACAUACUCGACGGAUGGGAGGAAGAAGAAAAUGAUGUUUGGAGGAGAUAUGUUGCACUGAAAAAUAUGGGCUGGGACUGGGAGGCCGCAUAUAAUAUAAAUUCGAAAAGUGUGGAUCUUCUUGAGGAAGAAAGAGCUGCAAUAACAGUUGAAUUAUGUGAAAUGAAGAAAGUGCAUCUUCAAGAUUUACCAAAUUUAAGAAGCUUUUCCUUAGGAGACACUCUUAAAUGGUCAUCCUUAGACAAUGUGGUUUUGAAGGACUGUCCCAAAGUGAAGAAGUUUGGUUUGGGAAUGAUAAAAGAAUCAGAGUUAAAAUCGAUUCUAAUAACAGAAAAUGAAGAGCAAAUUGACCCUCACACCAAGCUUCCAUAUCUUUUUGAAUUAUCGAAUUUCUUGACCUUGGAAACCUACAAAUUUUACACAUCAUACGUGUUUCCUCUCUCGAAUAUAUAUUUCAUCGGUAUCCAGCGGAGAAGCUUCACCAACUUAAGGAAUUAAUUAUACAAAAAUGUGAAUACUUACAUACUGUUUUUAGGGAUGAUCAAUAUUAUUAUGAAGGUGGUCCAAGAACUAACUUUCCAUCACUGAGCAAAUUGGAGUUUAAGUCUCUCCCAUAUUUGACACAUAUCUAUGAUGGUCAUUUAGAAUUCCCAAGUCUCAAAUCUUUGAUGAUAGAAACAUGUCCAUUAUUGAAAAAAUUCAAUACUAGCUCUGGCGAUUCACAUGAAACCCUUACCACUGAUGGAAAGUCUUUCUUUGAAUUGAAUGAGAUUGUGUUUGACAAUUAUGAUAACUUGGUUUGUGUCAUUUAUUCUGAGACAUUAGAAGAGUUGAGGAACUUGAAAAAACUUGUUGUGAGUCAGUGUAGGAAAUUGAAAACAAUAUUUAAUAUUCAUCAACAAAUAUCUUAUUCCACACACCUUUUACAACAACUCUGUGAAUUAGCUUUGAUUCAUCUUCCAAAGUUAACUUCCAUUGUUAACAAACAAGUUUUCAAGUUCUACCAAAACCU
Molecule: messenger RNA, 1047 nt
Organism: Vigna radiata var. radiata (mung bean)
Lineage: Eukaryota; Viridiplantae; Streptophyta; Magnoliopsida; Fabales; Fabaceae
Exons: 4
Coding region: 27-533 (168 amino acids)
Source: RefSeq, a predicted model, not a curated record